Micropterus dolomieu (smallmouth bass) is the source of this 1968-nucleotide messenger RNA. It is a transcript of the gene atpaf2, whose product is annotated as ATP synthase mitochondrial F1 complex assembly factor 2. NCBI's taxonomy places the organism in Eukaryota, Metazoa, Chordata, Actinopteri, Centrarchiformes, Centrarchidae. The record is from RefSeq and is a predicted model, not a curated record. The transcript has 8 exons. Bases 278 to 1135 code for a protein of 285 amino acids. Gene Ontology annotation, cellular component: mitochondrion. Gene Ontology annotation, biological process: mitochondrial proton-transporting ATP synthase complex assembly.
AAGCACAGAAGGUCACGCGUGUUUUUGAACUGAAAGCUGGGGAAGAAAUGUGCGGCAGUAAAUAGAGAAAUAGCGACUUUAUACACUUAGCCAGUACAGUAUAAACGAUCAUUAAUGCUAAUUCGAAAAACACACACUCGUAUAACAAUGUUGUAUCUAAUUAAAUAACGACUUGCGGUCAGAAACAGGUAACAUUAGGCUAGCAGAAACAUAUUGCUAGCCUUUCAGCUAGCUUUUCUUAAAAACAUUAACGUUACAUCUUCAUAUAACUGCCACUAUGUUUAGAAGCCUUUUUAGACUUCAGGGUCAGUUUAGAAAUACCCUUUUACUCGGUAAAGAGUGCCCAAGAAGCCAGCCCUUUCGGUUUGCUUUGAAAUACUCCACAGCCACAGCAGGAAGAAGAAGAUUUUAUCAAGAUGUCAGUAUAUCCCAAGGUGAAGGUGGUUUAUAUGAGAUAAACCUAGACAAAAGAAAAUUGAAAACUCCUGGAGGGAAGCUGUUCACAGUGCCAAAUGAAACCCUCGCCAUCGCCGUGGCAACCGAGUGGGAUGUUCAAAGGGACACACUCAAGUUCUACACGAUGCACCUGACUACACUGUGCAACACAGCUCUGGACAAUCCCACCGAACGUAAUAAGGACCAAAUGAUAAAUGCUGCCCUGAAGUUCCUCGAGACUGAUACUGUCUGUUACAGAGUAGAUGAGCCCCAUGAUUUGGUUGAGCUUCAAAAGUAUGAGUGGGACCCAGUCCUUCACUGGAUUGAAAACAGAUAUAAUGUCACUAUUGGCUCCUCUUCAAGUAUUUUGGGUCCUGAGAUCCCAGAGGCAACCAAAGACACGUUCCGGCAACACCUGAAUUCUUACAACUUCUGGUCCCUGAUAGGGCUUGAGUAUGUGAUCACCCAGCUGAAGUCUGUUGUGUUAUCGCUGGGAAUGAUUGACAGACAUCUGAGUGUGGAACAGGCUGUGCUGCUCUCCAGACUGGAGGAGGAAUACCAGAUUCGGAGCUGGGGAAAUGUGGAGUGGGCCCAUGACUACGACCUGUAUGAGCUCAGGGCACGAACUGCUGCCGGAGCUCUUUUUGUUCACCUGUCAACUGAGAGUUCAACUGUCAAACGCAAACUUAUGCAGGACUGAGAAGCAUAAGCUCAAACUAAAUAAAUAAAACUCAAAAUGAGUACAUAGCAACACCCCAAGCAACUUAGUUCAUCUAUGCUUCUACACCCAUGCAGACAAACAUAACACAUUCUGCUUGUUCUAUUUAGCAGUGUCAACUACUCUGUCUGGGAUUUGUUAUGGUGUCAUCUCACUGCAGUAAACAUUGUUUUUGUUUUUGCAGUGUUUAUAUGUGACAGCUGCCAAGCCUGAUGCCCUUUACAGAGUUUCCAGUCUGUUCUCAGUCGCCUAUGACAUUUUGGACACUGCGUAUGGUUUCAGGAGAAUGGUGACUAAUGAUGUUUGUUUUGUUUGGCAGUGGAAUGUGACUUCCAUGUCUGCUUUCUCUGGGUGCUACAUUUGAAGACUGCAAAGCACAUAUGUUAUCCUAACCGCACACUAUCCAUACCUGCUGCGCUGCGUUUACUGUUUGAUAAGGGUACACUGCAUAUAAAAAUAUAAACAGGUGAAAAAUCUGUAAUUAAGUGUCAUCAUUCCUGCUGUUUUGUUUUAGCAUUUUCAUUGUGGUAAUGAGGUGUACACAAAAAAGCCCAUUCCUCCAUAUGAUCUCCGCUGCAGUUUUGCUUUUACAAAAAGUUGAAUUUUACCGGAAAAGUGGACUGCAUCCUCGACCAGCAGUAUUUUCACAUACAAAGCUGAAGGUUUUGUUGUGUUUCCAGAUGAAAUGAAUCAAAGCAACUAAAAGAGUAGUAUUAUCUGACUCAUGUUUGUCUGUGCCCUUACCAACUAUUGUAAGCAAAAUACUGUAUGUCAGCAAAGUUUAUUGUGAAUUAAAAGCCAAACAUGGAAAUAAA